Messenger RNA from Meira miltonrushii, 501 nucleotides. RefSeq lists its product as uncharacterized. The record is from RefSeq and is a predicted model, not a curated record. Bases 1 to 501 code for a protein of 166 amino acids. The transcript has 2 exons. NCBI's taxonomy places the organism in Eukaryota, Fungi, Basidiomycota, Exobasidiomycetes, Exobasidiales, Brachybasidiaceae.
AUGGCAAGAGUACAACAGAAAACAAAACAAGAAGGAACAAAGCGGAAGCCAAAGGUAUUCGCUGAAAAUCUAGGAAUAGAUCAUUUGGUUCAACUAUCAAAUGAUAUAGCGGCCAAACAUGAGAAUGCAUUACAAGAAAGGGUGGAUAGAGCAAAAGAUAAACAAUCUUGGAUCAAAGAGAAGAAUAGAAGAAAGAAUGGAAUGAAUGCAAAGCAAGAUAAUGCUGCAGCAAAAGAAAAGACGGAUAAACAACAUUCUGACACAACAGAGAGACCCAGCAGUAAACCAUUGACUAAAUCAAACAUUAGAGCAGGGCUGGUCGCUGCUCAGAGAGAAAAGACCCGCAUGCGAAAAGAAGCAAGAAAGGUAGCACAAAAAGCAACCAAGAACAUUCAAGCUAAGAAGAGGAGAGCUGAUAUUAAACCACAAGAGGAAGAUACACAAGAGCCAGAGACAGAAAUCCUCAAAGCACCAAAGAAGAGGGUAUCUUUCGCUGCUUGA